GGGAGUUAUAUUUUGGGGUGAUAUGAUAAACUUCUAAAAUUAUUGUUCCUGACUGACUCUGAUACGAUAAAUAUUUAUUCUACAGGCUGAGUUCAAUGAAGUUAUUAUUCAAUCCCCUAAAGACGAUACGGGUGAGCUCGUAAAAGCUCUUCAGGAAACAAAAAUCAUUAACUGGAAUCAACCUAUGGAAAUACCAUUUGCAUCACAACACAUAAAAAAUGUCAUGUACGCAAUAAAGAGCGAGAGGAAUUUUGAAUUUAGCAGUAUUACAUCAACCGAAACGUUUUAUUUGGAAGACGAUGCACCUAUCUAUGAUGUCACAUUACCACCAGAUUUUACAUUCAAGCUCUUACCGAAGGAGUACGCCAAAUUAGUAGACGACGUGUGGCCUCACCGCUACCCAUCUUCGUUGUGGUACUUCGAGCUCUUAAUAAAGGCCCAACUUGGUUACGGACUUUUCCACAACGACGAACUUAUUGCCUGGUGUUUCGUGAAGGAAAUGGGGGCGCUCGGUCAUCUCUAUACAUUGGAACAGCACAGAAGGAAAGGUUACGGUGAAAUGGUGCUAAAGCUAAUGUCAAAUAGACUGAGAGAAGACGGGAAAAAAGUCGUGGCGUUCUGUGUUAUUGGCAAUGAGAGCGCUAGGAAGAUGUAUGUGAAACUCGGGUUUAGUUUGACGGAAACAGUUCAUUGGUGUAAUAUUAAACCUAAAUCAAGUGAUUGAGUGAAAAGAUUGUAUUGAAAUUAAAACAAACAUGAUAAACCAAUUGUGAUAUAAGUCUGAACUCUGUUAUUACUCACAUAGAGUAAUUUUUAAAAUAUGAUCUGUCUGUAACAGGUGAUGUUAUUGGUAAUUCUAAGGAUUUAUAUUACAUUAGCAGAGAUCAAUCUGAUAUUUAAUGAGGAUUUCGCUGAUUAAAUAAUAUAAUCAUACCGUCACUAUAUAUUUUUAUCUAGUUCGUCUAUAUACAUAAUUAAUAAUUGUA
This is a messenger RNA of Zerene cesonia (dogface butterfly), 986 nucleotides long. RefSeq lists its product as uncharacterized. The transcript is spliced from 2 exons. Gene Ontology annotation, molecular function: acyltransferase activity, transferring groups other than amino-acyl groups. NCBI's taxonomy places the organism in Eukaryota, Metazoa, Arthropoda, Insecta, Lepidoptera, Pieridae. The record is from RefSeq and is a predicted model, not a curated record. The coding region runs from base 185 to 724 and encodes 179 amino acids.